Molecule: messenger RNA, 2219 nt
Organism: Lactuca saligna
Lineage: Eukaryota; Viridiplantae; Streptophyta; Magnoliopsida; Asterales; Asteraceae
Source: the annotation of a GenBank genome assembly
AUGCACAACCAACCGGCGAUUUCACUAGCUACCACAAAAUCACGGGAACACCAUUGUGCGGCGAUUCCUCCUCCUGGUCCUUAUCUUUUCCUCGAUUUCCCCUGUCCCUUACCUCAUAUUAGCAAGUCUCCAAGUCUGCAGAAACGUUGGAAUAUCCAUGAUGAAAACCGCAAAUCAUAUGUGCUUAUGACUUGCAACCACAAGUGGAGAUCAUACAAAAAGAGGCUUAAAAAAAAUUUCUUGGUCAAUGAGAAUGAAAGAAAUCCACUUGAAACCUACUCAUAUCUGGAAAAGACAGCAUUGCAAAAAUUUAAGGAAAGGAUAUCAUCAAAGGAAUUCCAGGACAUAAGUGAGAAAGCAAGGAUUACUUCAAUGUGUAAUACGAAUCCAGCCCGAGUAGGCCCACAUGGUUAUCGGGGCAACAAACCUAAGUGGGAACAAGAGAAGGAAUCAGGUCAGCUGCCGUCACAGCUGUAUGAGAUAAAAAGCGAGCGUUCACUAGACUAUGUGUUGGGGAGAAGAUCUAAAAAUGAGUCAGGGUCAAAAAUAAUACCACCUAACAUGGAACCCAUAGUAAAAAAGCUUAUAGAUGUUCAAAAAGAAAUAUCCAAUGGUGAUUUGUUGCCGGGUCCUGGAGAAGAUUUGUUGACUAUGGCAAUAGGACCGGAGCAUCCUGGUCGCACUAGGGCGGUGGGGCAUGAUAUCGGCUUAAGAAAGGGGAUGCAAGGACUUGACAAAAAAAAGAGGAAAGUCGUGGACAAAGAACUUGUUAGUAAAAUGCAGGUCCAGUUAGAUGAAACUGUGACCCAAUUGGCAGAGUUAAGAACAUUGUUUGCGAUGCAAGGGUCUAGGAAUCAAGUCCCAAAUAAUGUAUGCUUCGAUGUUCAAAACAAUAGGUCUAGCUCGACGUCGACAUUGGAUGGUUUAGAUACGAUAAAGGCUAUUACUCAUUGUGAUUUGAUGUUACCUUAUGGUGAUAUGAACCAAAAAUGUGCCAGAGGGAUGGUCUUUCCUUAUAAUGAUGGGUUAAUUCACUCAGUUCCUUUACGCGAAAAUCACUUGAAGGUUAUGAUUGACAACAUAGAUGAAAGAUAUAAAGGUAUUCCUAUUCCUGUGAUGACAAAUGAAGUUGAUAUCCUAGAAGAUGCAGUUGGCACUGUAAUUCAAUGGCCACGGAUCGCAAUUGUUCUUAGUAAGGAACAACAAAGCAAGGUGCCAUCACAACAACAAAUUCAUACAACAAGUGCGCGACCAUCAACUGCAAAGGCUGUUAUAGAAAAAAACAUGCCUAACCAAAAGAUCAACAAACCAAGGCCAAUAGAAUCACUUCGUGACCUUUUGAAGACCAACCUAGUGGUUCAUGUGGUAGCCGAUGCUGGACAUCUAGAAGCUGGGGCGUUUGAUUUUUCAGUUACAUAUGAAGAUUAUUAUCGUUUGUUGAAAAAACAAACAACUAAUUUGUCCAUCAUAACAACUUGGCAGAUCCUUCUACACUUAAUGCUUCAGAAACGCAUAGGAAAGUGUGCUUUCCUAAACCCGUAUAAGAUUCUUGGAAAAGCUUGUCAGGAAACUCCGAUUGAUGUCGUCAAUUAUCUCGUUGAUGUGAUGCAACUUCAUCAUGGAAAAGAGUUUCUUAUCGCACCAUACCUGCAAAAUACGCAUUGGGUCCUCUUGGUGAUUUGCCCUUCAAAUCAUAUUGUAUACAUUUUGGAUUCUCUGAUGAAGCCUAUGAAAAAUCCGGUUGACAACUACUACCUGCUCCAACUUUUGAAAAAGGCUUCUGAGAUGUAUGAAAAGAACACAUCAAUUCCAAUUGUAUGGAAGCUCACUGAGUGCAACCAAGCUGGUGUAUUGGAACGUGAGUUGAGUGGGCAUUAUGUAAUGAAUUGGAUCUUUGAUUUUGUGUUGAACAGACAACAUGGAUUUCCGAGCAGAUUUGGUACCCUUUGGAAUGACAAAACUGCAUUUGAGGAAAAGUUGUUGGCUACAACUGUUGCUACAUGGGCCAGAGAAUUUCUGAAAAAUUUUAUGAAUGAUGUGGUUGUCUAAAAGUGUAUAUAAGUGGGGAUGAAGGAUAGCUGUUCUGUUUUGUUUUUAAGUGAGGUUGGAGGACAACUGCAACGCUUGAUUAUUGGACAACACUUGGGAAAACAAUUUUAUUUUUGAAUUUAUUGAUGCAAGUUUUAUGUAGCAUGAAAUGACAAAAUCAAGGAGUUUUU